Fraxinus pennsylvanica is the source of this 1980-nucleotide messenger RNA. The record is from the annotation of a GenBank genome assembly. NCBI's taxonomy places the organism in Eukaryota, Viridiplantae, Streptophyta, Magnoliopsida, Lamiales, Oleaceae.
AUGAUGGCCUCGAUCGUGGUGGUAACAGACACCGACGGCGGAGACCGCGCUCCUCUACUUCAGAACUCACAACCUGAGGAAUCGCCGGGAGAUGUGAUUGUCUCUUCGACGACGUCGGUGGAUGAACUACCAGAUAAAUCACAGUCUAAUAUUUCAACUGAUCCUAAACAACGACUUGUCUCUCUCGACGUUUUUCGAGGCGUCACUAUCGCGCUGAUGAUUUCAGUUGACGAUGCUGGAAAAGCUUUUCCAUCGAUAAACCACGCACCGUGGUUCGGAGUGACAAUCGCCGAUUUUGUGAUGCCGUUUUUUCUCUUUGGAGUUGGUGUCUCUGUGAGUCUUGUGUUCAUGAAAGUACCUAACAAAUCAGCAGCUACAAAGAAAGUUAUAUUGAGGACCAUUAAGCUGUUUCUCUUGGGAGUAAUUCUUCAAGGUGGUUAUUUCCACGGGCGCGGCCAUUUAACUUAUGGGGUGGAUGUGGAGAAAAUACGAUUGAUGGGUGUGCUACAGAGGAUCGCAAUUGGCUAUGUGCUGGCUUCAGUAUUGGAGAUUUGGCUUAUUAAUAAUACCGUCGUUGAUUCAGCGGUGGCAUUUAUGAAGAGAUACUCUUUCCAGUCGGUGGCUGCAAUCUUACUAGGUUUAUUAUACAUGAUUCUGCUGUAUGGCCUUUAUGUUCCAAACUGGACCUUUGAAGUCUCAACACUCAGCAUAAACUCCUCAACGUCACUAUUUGGAGUUGGUAUUCAAACUGUUCAAUGUGGAGUGAGGAGCAGUCUCGAGCCUCCUUGCAAUGCCGUUGGCUUUCUUGAUCGAUUUCUUCUUGGUGAACAACAUCUGUAUCAACGUCCUGUGUACAGAAGAACAAAGGAAUGCAGUGUCAACUCUCCAGAUUAUGGACCUCUACCUCCAAAUUCACCAGCAUGGUGCUUGGCUCCGUUUGACCCAGAGGGCAUCUUAAGCUCUUUGAUGGCUGCCAUUACAUGUUUAAUCGGAUUGCAUUAUGGGCACAUUCUUGUGCAUUGUAAGGACCAGAUGCAGAGGGUAAUUCUAUGGUCAAUAUCAUCGCUCCCUCUAUUAAUCUCUGGUUUUCUUUUGAGUGUUGUAGGUGUUCCUUUUUCUAAACCGCUAUACACAUUAAGCUAUAUGUUCAUCACCGCUGGAGCAUCGGGAACUUUUCUUACCAUUAUUUUUUACAUAGUCGAUGUCAAAUGUAUUAGGAAGCCGAUGGUAAUAUUUCAGUGGAUGGGAAUGAAUGCUCUCAUCAUUUAUGCUCUGGCUGCUUGUGACGUCUUUCCAGAAGCCAUGCAAGGUUUCUACUGGCGUUCACCUGAAAACAACCUGGUUGAUUUCUCCGAAAGGCUAUUGCAAACGGUUCUUCAUUCAGAAAAAUGGGGUACAUUGGCAUUUGUUAUGGUUGAGAUCUUAUUUUGGGGUUUAGUUGCUGACCAAGAAAAUACUAGAGGUACCCUCAAGGGUAUGAUAACUUCAGUGUUCUUCCUGGAUUCUGUAUGUGAAUUGAUUGUAAAUAUUUUCUAUUUUCUAAACAGUAACGAGGAGCUUGAAAACGAUAACCGGGAUGUUCAUAGUAUUUCUCUAUGGCAUAGCCUUCAUUUUAAGUACUUCCCCAGUUCAGUAUUGAAUAGACAAGUUAAAUGCCCUCUGGACAAUGCCCAGUGGGAGCGGCUUGGGAAAAGUGAAUUGGGGUUAAGAAUUACAAUUCCAAAAGCUAUUUCUAUGGCCACUUCUGAACAAGAAAUCAAUGAACUUUCUGGUACCAGUGAUAGCUGCCAUUGCCAUCAAAAUGAAGCUCAAAAGAGCAGAGAAAAGGCUGAAUCUCAUAUGGGGAAAGCAAUUGCACACAGAGCAGUAUAUGGUUCAAGCCAUAGAAGGGGAAGAAGUGCAAGGCUCAGAAAUAAUAUUGUCAAAACAUUGCCAAGUAGGCUAAGCAAAGUUUCCAUUGCUGAUGAACCUGAAAAUUAG